GCGACGACGCAAGCGCCCAGGGAUCCCGUCGCGAUAGCCAGCGAGGCAUGUUGUUAUGCCCUUCUUCCUGGCCCUCAACGUGGCUGUGCGGCAUCCAUGUCGCUGGCACUACCGCCCAGCGGGAAACACGUUGACGGUAUGAGCCCCGGCGGUCAACACGACGCCGCUGACGCAAUGGACGCCGCCGACGACCACUACAAGGAACCUGUCUUCGCCAAGAUGGAAAAGCUGAUUCGUGAAAUGCAGCAUCCAGAGAGCGGAGUUCCCGUUCGCAGCCAGAAGUUGUUUCUCACCUCCAUACCCUGUGCAUUCCUGGGUUAUGAUGUCGUGGAGUGGCUCAUGGACAACUUAGACAUCGAGGACCCGAGUAAGUAUAUUCAGAAGUACUCCAGGUCUAUAACACUGGGUAUAACACUGUUACGAUGUUGUGCAGGCCCCGUGGCUGCAGAAGCUCUACACCUGGCCAACCUCCUGUGCCAGCAUGGCUACUUCUUCCCUGUCAGUGACAACGCCAAGAGUUACGCCAUCAAGGAUGACAGCACCCUCUAUCGCUUCCAGACUCCUUACUUCUGGCCAUCGCGGUAUCAGCCCGACAACACUGACUAUGCCAUCUACCUGGUCAAGCGGUCGCUAAGGAACAAGCAGAAAUACGCACUAGAAGAGUACGAACAGGAAGCACUCCAGAGGUUGAAGAAACUACUAUUUCACAAAUGGGAAUUCAUAUGCAUGCAAGCCGAAGAACAGGCCAGUCUGGCGAAGGAACGCAAGAAGACAGAAAAGUUGAUUCUAAACAGUCAAGAAAGAGCCUACUGGAGAAUUCACAGACCUCCACCUGGAUGCACCAGCUGCCUAGAAAAGAGUCCAGUUCCCAACAGACGGGGCCCUCCGCGAAAGAAGACAAGAGACGACCUGCGCCGCGAAAUGGAAAUACUGAAAAGAAAUUUAGCCCGAUCACGAACCAAGGUCUCGCAGAUAAUUCAGAGGUACGAAGAAUAUAAGGACUUCGACAGCUUUCUCGGGGGCGUCACCACCAACCCUUGGAUAACGGACGAUCCCGCACUUUGGACGAUAGAAAGCAGGCAGACGGACACGCCUAGCGAGAAACGUUUGAAACGGUGGACUCUAUCGCUCGAAGAAUUGCUGUCUGACCCAACUGGGCUGCGAGAGUUCGAGAUCUACCUACGCAAGGAAUACAGCCACGAAAAUAUUCUCUUCUGGAAUGCCGUCCAGGAACUUCGCCAUGGCUCACAACGGGACGUCGCACAACGCGUCAGGGCCAUACAUGAAGAAUACAUUGCACGCGGAGCGCCAUGUGAAGUGAACCUGGAUGGGCGAACACUCGAACUCACUCAGGAAGCAGUACGUGAGCCGUGCAGCCGCUUUGCUCUGGAUGAAGCCCAGCAACAUGUGUUCACGCUCAUGGAAAAAGACACUUACCCGAGGUUUCUGCGAUCCGAACACUACCGGCAGCUCCUGGUACGCUCAGCUCUUCAGCAGGGACAACGUAAGAGCAGCAGGUUCUUCCACUUUGGUUCCUCGACCAAGAAAAAAGGCAGCAAUGUAGUAUCGACGUCUACAACUCCCCAGUCGGCAGGCUUGGUAGCCGCUGCCUCCGGCCCCUCGGUCCCCGUGGCUACGUCGUCUGGGACGUCGUCCCGCCCAGCAACGCGUCCUCUCUCGGGAAGUACCUGCGACCUCCGGCGUGAGAGGGUGGAAGGUUCUGAAGGCUCGGGAUCCGCUCAACGGCCUCUUAGCGGCAGACACUCGCAUUCGACCAGUGACCUGCACAGCAUGGAUGCCACGUCACCAGGAACGGAUCGCAGUAGUCGCUUCUUUUCGAUUUCCGUGCUGAACGGAUGCAGGCUUUCAUCACCUUCCGGUUCGCGAGAUUUUAUGCACGAGCUGUCCGCGGCGGCCGGAGCCAGACUUCAAGUGCCACAACGGGUCUGGGGAGGACCUACCACAGACGAUGACCCAAGUUCCAGUACAGCUGAUACGGGAUCCGGUACAGGUGCUGGUUCGUCAACAGGUUCCAGUGCAGCAGCCGGAUCGGGAGCUGUCACGGAAACCGGAAUAGCUGCUCUGUCCCCAAUGGGUUCUGGGACGGUGGCUGGGUCCGGUGCGGUUGCUGGCUCAUCCACUGGUUCCGGUACUGCGGCUGGCUCUCGAGAUGUCACGGAGUUCGAGCCUGCUACCGGCUCUGUGUCUCCUAAGGAUUCCGGAACUACCGUUACCGGUAAAGUUGUAGCCUCCGGUACUGGCACAGGAGUCACCGUUGCAACUGACACUGCAAUUGUGACGAAUUCGGACACGUCCGCAACUGUCUCAGUGUCUACUACGGGUUCCGGAACUGAUUCCGGUACAGCAACGGCCAUCGGUAUUGGCAUCGAUUCCAGUACGCCUUCCAAAGCUCCUCGCAUCUCUGACGUAGGAUCCUCCACCUGAGGAUGCUAGAGCACAGCGUAUCCUCAUGUUAUAAGAAGUCGCGGCGCAACGUAGAAAAAGUGUGGAAUAUCUUCCGGUAUCUUUUAUCUUCUUCUUCCUCUUACACUCUUCCUGUUGGUGUUUUUAAAGACAUGAAGAGUUCGACGAAGAAGUCUCGACAAUAGAGGUGUUAUCUCUCAGGACUGGCUUCUGCAACAAUGAAAGAAACGCAGUUCUCAGGACCAUGCAUAGCUUCCGAUUCAACCUAAGGGUGUGCUGCAUAUAUAGUGCCGUUCUUUUUCUGUCAUUUUUUCAGGUGAAACCAAAAGAGUUCGAUAUAGACAAACGCUACAGUAUAGCUGAUAUUUCCAGUGUGUGUCCUCAUCGAAAUCUACUCUUGAGCCAGAUAUGGUGCUCGCGCACAGGCAGUUUUUAGGACUAUUAUAGUUGUAUAUAUAAAUAUAUAGUAAAUGUAUAUAAAUAUACAUAUAUAUAUAAAUAUAUAUUAGGGCUGUGCGGAUAGCGAAACUUUCGAAUAUGAAUUAGAAGUGAAACACAGUAUAUCGAAGAAACAUCGAAAGAUGAUCGCGAGCUCUGCAUUACCCCAACGGGACACACCAGAAGCACACAAAAACUAACCCAAUCCAAUCCACACCGCGAUUCAGUGUUGCCCACGAUUGCUAAUUUGAAACGUACAGCUGAAAUUAAAAUCAUUUGCUGACGUCAUGGCCAAUGUAUACUGACGUCAUAGUUAGGUGACAGAUACCCCGACGACCGUACAUUAUUCGAGUACCAAAACUUAACAUCGAAUAUUUGAUAUUUCGAAUACCCGCACAGUAUUUAUUAUUUUUAAGCGUUGUCUGCGAACAACUUAUAGUUCUUCCGUUUCUUGCGAAACAUUUGCAAGAGCUUCGUUCUCUACAAGUCUUCAAAUGUCGCCUCGUCAAAGAAGAGCAAUGGAACGGCGGUGGCUGCAGUGUAUACAUGGCCGUCACGAGUGGGAAAUCCCCUUGAAGUCUUGCAACCCAUGGAUAGACCCUUUAAGAUUGAACUCUAAGAGGCAGGAAAGAAGGAAGGGUCUCAUUCCACGCAAAAAAAAUGAAGCCGAAAGUUGGAGUGGACUAGUGACGUCACCGCUAGUCUUUCCGGUUUACGCAGUCGUCUGCGUGGUUCCCUUUAGUUUCGGAAUGCCAGGGUAGACAAGCUCGUAGCAUGGCCCCCGACAUGGCGUCGCGAAGCCCUCUUACUGGAGUUACCAAGUCACACACAGCUUGACUGGUACAAGCCGGAGCGUAGAAGGGGGCGCUGCUAUCGUUCGAAAACGGGUGCAUGGCUCACGUCUUCCGCUGCUCCUGCUUCCACGCUGUACCAGUUCAGCUGUUUCUUAACAUCUAAUCGCUCCUUGAGACAUGUACGAGACACACGAAGUUGAACACUUUGUUGAACACCCCACGUACGUCGACGGCCUUCGCCCACCUUAGUUUUAUGUUUGCUGCCAGUUUCCAAAACUAGCGCACGUACUUUUUUCUCUUUUGAACCAUCAUGUCUGGCGGAGUCACGCAUAUGUCCUAGUCCAUGUAGACUGAAUAAGGCCUGACCGCCACACGGACGCGACGUAAUCCUACGAAGUCGUAGCCACGGAGUACGCUGUGCAAGUGCGUCUUUGCGCAUGAGAGGAGGCAGUGGGAGGGAAGAGGGAGGGCGCCGCCGUAGCCAAUGGGGCUUCCCGAGUGGAGUAACCGGGAGAGGAGAUAUGCGCAGAACGCUCAGUUACUUGCAGAGCGUGUUGCCCCACUCGGGCUUUCUCUUUGAAAUCGUCUGCGUCGAUCUCGCGAAGCAGACGACACGGUGACUCCUCCAAAUGCCCACAUAGCGAAAGAGACAGAGGAGGCAUCGAGUAGACCUCCUUUAAAGGUGGUGUCCGGACGAAAAACGUUGUUGAACUGACAGUGCGGUCGGAAUGGUGGGUAACCGGGAUAUUUCGUUUUGAAACAGUCGGAAACAUUAGAAAAUGAAUUUAAUAGACCUCUCCCUGGUUUGUAAACAAAUGACGUCAUAGUGUUCGACAGCGCCACCAAUUUGGUAGGGUUGAACUACGCUCGAAGCUAUAGGGGGCGAACAAGGUCGCGCCCGGAAGCCACGGCCUUGAGAGGAUUACGAUGGUCCCUGAAAGGGACGCGACCUUCGGUCCUACUUUUCUUUCAAUAGGAGGCAGCGAAAAAGUGCCCAUUCGUGGAGCCCAGCCCUCCCCUUCCGAUUUGUUUCGGAUUCAGUCUGUCUCCACAACGUCAUGAUGACGUUUUUUCGGGCAGAGGUCUAUUGGAUUUUGCAACCGACUGCGCGCUCCCGGCUGAAUUCAGGCAACAGUGUGCGGACCGACGUCACGGGAGGCGGUUAUGAAGGCAGGCUGCCUGUCACGAAGUGCGGUCUAGCUUCCGACUCGCAGUCUACUGCCGAACAGUCGCUAGAAACAUCUCCGUUCACGCUUUCGGUGGUAUCGGAUUGCAACCAGCCUGGAGACGCCGUCAGCUGUACGAUUGGAAAUCUCGCUGGCAAUGCAAAUUGCGCCACCGGAAGAGGCGAAACAGCGAAAGGCCGUUCCAACCGGAAGCUGGCAGUUGGUUUCAUAUUCGAUGUUUUUGAUGUUUUCUGAAACAACAUGAACGAAUUUUGUGAAACUUUUUUGUGUGUGUGAUUUCCAAGUGGAUAUCACAUUAACUUUAAAUUCCGGAUUCCUCGCGGACACCACCUUUUAGGCUAGAAGGCUUUGGCACUCCGCACUUAUCGUGCGGGAUGCUGCGUCAUGAAAGCCGCUCACCCACCCUUCCCCGCUUCCUCCCCACAUCGGGUCAACAGCUGCGAGGCGUUCCGUGAUCGAUGACGUAGGAACGAAACUCGUGACGUUGCAUGUCUCGCGUCCAAUCAGAAAUCAGCAUCUCCGUUACUGACGUUCCGCGACAGUGCUCUCCAACAGGACGUGUAGUAUACUUUUGCCCCCCCUUGCAAACGGAGCGGUGUACGUUAGGCGUGGCGGGAGCCAACUUCGCUGUCACGGACCCCCCCCCCCGCCCAUUCCAACACUCCAAGUCACGUGACGUCCAUGAAUACACGUGCGUCACCAGACAAUGCCGGCAUGUCCAGCAAGUGGAGUUUGUGCUGGUUUUUAUUAGUGAGAUCGUUCUAUUGGUUCUUUGUAGAAGUGUUCUUCUCCCUGGUCGGCUUGUAUAUACGUGUACAGGACAGUUCAAGUGUAGACCAGUGUAUAGAUCAGAGGGGUUGCUGCAGUCAAAGUGCUAAUCUAUUUUGUUCUGUUACUGUGCGGUGCCGUCUGCAGAGCAAAGUGGAGCAUGUUCGACUUAGACGGGACCUCGUGGUAUAGCUGUUUCGAUUAUUUAUUUAUUUAUUUACUUAUUUAUACUGUCAGCCCCUGCCAGGCCAGCGCUUCACAAAGCUAUUUACUUAAUUGUACUCCCUUGUACCGUCCUCCUGCAUUCUGAACUGACACAUCAAUAAAUCCACACCAGUGGCUUUUACGUAGCAAGUUUAAUUAAUUCACUAAGUCGUUUCUUAUGAUAAUUUUCUGCGUGCCUAUGAGCUGGAUAAAGAGGUGUGAUAUUCUGCACAGACUUCGCGUGAAAUUUUGCACUGAAAGUUAAAACUUAAAAGCAUCAAAAUUUGAGUGUGAUGUACCUGAAAUAGGAAAUGAUUUUUCACGCGAAAGGCCAAGUAAGCACAAAUUAAAUAGUUGUUCGUGAUAGUCGACAACAAGUCGUAUGAUGGCAUUUACAUGGCUUGUACAGUUUAACUCGUUGCUGCUUUUUUGUUGUUGUCUUUCUCUUAACUGACUUGAUUUUUUUUUUUCUGUUCGCGGGAAACGGACAAUUGUCUUAACAUUAUUCGUUACAUACUACUAGACAUUUGUCUAUAUGCGAAAAAAAGAACAACCACUUCAUAAACUCGACGUCUAGCGAUGUUCGAAGCGAUAUAUUGAAAUUCUUCAGCUCAUAUUACGAUUACAUCGAACUGUUCGAUUUAUCAAAAGAUUUGAUAUAACGAAUCCUCCGGCAAAUUCCGCGCGCUUCACAAGGGUUUCAGUGCCAUUUCUUUCCUGCAGAAACUCAACUCGACUACUUUCGCCUCUAAGUCGAACAUGCCCUACGCGACAGAGCAAAGUGACCUGUGAGGCCGGCCGUUGUACGAAGGACACCCAAAUGCUCACACAUUGUCCCCCGUAUAACGAACUCCUGCAGGCGGCACCUGGCGCUUGUGAUAUACUUUACGAGACUCUUUUCACGUCUGCCUCAAUACAGAGCAAUCUAUUUAUUUACGCUGUGAACAACCUCAGUCGAUGCAUGGUCAUCUUUAGCAGUAGUCGCUAUACGUAGCAUGCUGCAUGGAAAUAUGUCCGUAGGAAAUACAUUAAAGUUCAUUUUUCGCUCUC
This is a messenger RNA of Ornithodoros turicata, 6865 nucleotides long. Its product is annotated as regulator of G-protein signaling 7-like. The record is from RefSeq and is a predicted model, not a curated record. Gene Ontology annotation, cellular component: neuron projection; cytoplasm; plasma membrane. Gene Ontology annotation, biological process: positive regulation of GTPase activity; G protein-coupled receptor signaling pathway; intracellular signal transduction. Gene Ontology annotation, molecular function: GTPase activator activity. NCBI's taxonomy places the organism in Eukaryota, Metazoa, Arthropoda, Arachnida, Ixodida, Argasidae. The transcript has 14 exons. Bases 97 to 2445 code for a protein of 782 amino acids.